This is a messenger RNA of Striga asiatica, 510 nucleotides long. Lineage: Eukaryota; Viridiplantae; Streptophyta; Magnoliopsida; Lamiales; Orobanchaceae. The record is from the annotation of a GenBank genome assembly.
AUGGAUAUUUUGAUCGCGAUUUGCCUCGGUCGUAGCAUACGACGUCCUCGGCGGCGGCUAAAGGCAACGGAUUUGCCGAAUAUCAGGCGGCAGAUGGUGAGAUCGUGUGAUGCGACGGCGUGUACCGCCGGCUUUCUCAAUCCCAGACCUUCGCCUUUCACAGCCGAUGAACGGCGGAUCUCAGAGGGGUCCCAAACCGAGCAUAGGCUCGUGGUGGCUGGUCGUCGGCAGCCGACCGAAUCUGCUGCACCGUCGUCGCUGGUCGGCGAAAACCACCCUAAUCGGCCCAACCAACCGGCAGCGCCACGGGGCAACAACGAGAACAUCGGCCUUGCAAUAUAUGAGUGUGAAAUAGAAACUGGACUCGUCGAACUACUAGUUGCCGACGCCGUCAUCAAAUUCGAGGCGCCUCCCUCCUCGACAACAAUCCGUGCGCCGGUCACGCCCGAUUUCGCCGCGGCCCGCUCUCAGAUUCGGGUUGGAUGUCGGCCAGUGCACAAGGGUUCUUAA